This is a messenger RNA of Homarus americanus (American lobster), 1992 nucleotides long. RefSeq lists its product as uncharacterized. The transcript is spliced from 9 exons. Bases 91 to 1503 code for a protein of 470 amino acids. The record is from RefSeq and is a predicted model, not a curated record. NCBI's taxonomy places the organism in Eukaryota, Metazoa, Arthropoda, Malacostraca, Decapoda, Nephropidae.
GGGAGACAGUCACACUCUGAGAACGUGUGUGGUGCCUGACGCAGCGGCCAGCAGACUGUGAGGACGUUAGUAAGGCUGUUUACCGCCAGGAUGUGGAAGAUGUGGGUGGUGGUGGUGACGGUGGUGAUGGCGGUGGUGACGGCGGAGAAGCUGGGGGAUAUUGAAGUCAUCACCAGGGGGGAGCUGGGCCAGGAGCAGUUUCUUCCCCCAGGGAGAACCAGGUUAAGUACACUGGUGCCCGUGGGCCUCAAUCCCCCCAACCAGGUCCAGAACAACCCCCCACCCCUCAGCUACCUACCCCCGGUACAGACACCACUACCCAUCGAGCCAACAGCAGCCCAGCAGGAGGUGGUGGCGCCGGACGGACUAUAUCAGGUGCCACAGAACGCACCCUCGGUGGUCCAGCAACCCACCGGCCUGUUCUUCCCACCUGACACCCACGAGACUAUCAACAGUGGCACAGCUCACCAACCAGCAGGAGCCUUCUCUCCCACAGCGGGUGUUAGCGUGGGUCUGGGCGGCGGCACGGACGACGUGGGGAACUAUGGUGAACCCUACAUAGGACCCCCCUUAGUAGAGGACUAUGAUGAGGACACGUCGGACGGUUUCUUAACAGGACUGCAGGAUUCUAAAUUCACCAUACUCGGCGGAGUCCUGGGCGCUAAGGCAGCAGUCGCCCAAGGCUUCAAGGACGCCCAAACUACCUUCGUUGCCAGCCUCACCGACGCCAUAGCCUCCAAAAGCGCCGCCUUCAGUAGUCUCAAGUCCAAGAGCACCUCCAGCGAGGGCAGCUACACCGACAGCUCUGAGGAAGACUACCAGGGGGUGGGCGUGGGCGGUGGACCUAUACCUGGAGUGAGCGGAGGAGUGUAUCCGGUGUCCACGCCUUCACCUGUCACCCCUUAUCCAAUCUACCCGCCCUACCCACAACCCGUCUACCCGCAGCCCGUCUACCCACAGUCCAUCUUCCCGAUGCCCAUCUAUCCCCUGAGACCCAUGUACCGGCCCAAACUUAACCUCUUCACGGGGAUCAAAGCUAAAGUAGAAGGCUUCAAGUCCAAGGUAGGAGGAAUCGUUGGUGCCAAGAAGGAAGUGCUUGCCGGGGCCUUGGCCAAGGUCGGGGCUGUCAAGGAGGAGCUUAAAGACAAGAUCAGCAGCGUCUUCCGCAAGGGCCCCAUCACCUACCAGACUUAUCCGACCUACCCGACUUACCCCCAUACCCACCCGACUUACCCCCAGACCCACCCGACUUAUCCCCAAACCCACCCGACUUACCCCCAGACCGACCAGACUUAUUCCCAGACCCACCCGACUUACCCCCAGACCCACCCGACUUAUUCCCAGACCCACCCGAUUUCAUAUGGAAGUGGCAAGACCCAGCUGGACGCUAAAAAGCAACACAUAUUUGAAGCCAUAGCUGGGGCGUUCGCCAAACUGAAGACGCCUUUCCACACCCUCCAUCCAGUAUACCCUCAACGUUAUUAUGGCCGCCGCCCAUGGUAGAUCAGCUGGAGAUAAUGUGGACAAACUGACUUACUGUGGUUACUGUAGUGGCUGAAGCUUGUCACACAGCUGGAUUUAACUUAAUUAUCUUUUAUGACGAAUGAACUAAGGUUUAACAAAAGCUCUUCCCUUGAUUACUGACGUGCUAGUUAUGACGUUACAGGGGAGGCAUGAAUCCUAGUUCAGGCGUUGUAGUUAUGUCAGGGAACCUUUUAGGUAAAUUACAGUAAAUAAGUUAAUAUUAUAAGCUAACUAUAAUAAAUAACCUUUAACUAUUAAACUAUGUCAGUAAUUUGGAAAUUAGUGAUAUAUUAAAGAAAAAUCACUAGUCUGGGCAUUACCAUAAUUUACAUAUUUCAGAUAUUUUGUAUAAUAAGAAUUUGCUCAGUACCUUCCCAAAAAUAAUAUAUCAUGUUAAACUAUUUUUUUUCUGUUUGAGGGAAAAUCUUUUGUUGGUAAUUGAUUGAGGUAAAUAAAACAUAACUCUUA